This is a messenger RNA of Delphinapterus leucas (beluga whale), 1680 nucleotides long. Lineage: Eukaryota; Metazoa; Chordata; Mammalia; Artiodactyla; Monodontidae. The record is from RefSeq and is a predicted model, not a curated record.
AUGGGACCUGACUUCCCAGCCCAAGCCGGCCAUGAUGAGAAUUCCAUCCAGCAGGCCUCUGAGCCCACGCAGGACCCCCUUCUCCAGUCCCACAGCAGCCCUGCUGGCCAGAGAAGCCUUGGGGAUUCACAGACAAAAACCCCAAAACUGGAGCCCACCACGCACCCAAGGAAGAAGCCCCAGCUGCCCCCCAAACCUGCACACCUAAGCCAGAUCCCCCCGCCUCACUGGCUGCCCAAGCCCUCAGCCCUCUCUCCCAGCUCCUCUAAGGAGGUGGGGCAAGGAAAAUACAGACAAGGUGAGACUGGUACAGCUGACCAUGACCUUCGGCCAACCAAGGUCCCCACCACUGCAGGCCAGGGCCGAGUAUCGCCGGCUGGAUGCUCCACUGGACAGAGCCAGCACAGCCCCCAGCAUGACUCCAGCACCGUGGCCCCCAGGCCCACCAAAAGUCAGGCUGCGGGCAGCAACGACCAGAGCCCUGAGCCCCUCAAGCUCUCAGCUCUCAGCAGUGACCCUACCUCACCACAGCAGGGCCCCAGCCCCUCAGGAAAGAAGUGCACAGAUGGUUCCCAGCAAGGGGUCCCUGAGAGCUCCAAGAUUCUGCAGGGAAGCCAGCAAGAGCUCCAGGGCCUCCUGAGCCAGGUGCAAGCACUGGAGAAGGAGGCCAAAAGCACUGUGGACGUGCGGGCAUUGAGGAGGCUCUUUGAGGCUGUGCCCCAGCUGAGAGGGGCCCCUCCAGCUCCUGCUGCCCCCAACAAGCCCGAGGCCUCAGUGGAGCAGGCCUUUGGGGAGCUGACAAGGGUCAGCACGGAGGUGGCCCGGCCGUGCACAAGGCCCUCAGCUCCAUGUCUAGCCUCCAGCCUGGGACUAACACCAGAGGCCAUUCCCAGGGACCUCUAAAGGACCACAGUGCCCACAAGGUCAGUGUCACAGACAGCAGGAGUCAGGCCCAACUGCCCAGGCCAGGAGGUCAGGAGUCAAACUGAGGCUACAUGCCACACUGAGGUCCAGGGUCAGGCCAAGGUCAGAAAUCACACUGAGGCCAGAAGUCAAGCAGCCCCAACCACCCCUUCUACUCGGAGGCUGGAGACCAUGAGAGAAGAGUCAAGCCUCCCUCGAGUGUUACCUCCCAGCAGAGAUUCACCCUCCUCCCCAACCUUUAUCUCCAUCGAGUCGGCCACUAGGAAGCUUCUGGAGGCUCCCAGCCCCAGGUGCAGCCCCAAGGUCUCAGUGAGAAGCACACACCUCCCCCAGGAUGUGGGCCAGGCUCAGCCCCACCAGAAAGAUGUCUGGGACAAGGCCAGGAAGAAAGAAGCCACCCAGUGCUCCGGACAGCCCCAGCAUGCCCCUGCCUCAGCCAGCCCCCUGCCCACCAGGCAGCAGAAAAGUGUUCUGGAGCUGCAGACUGGGCCCGGUGGCUCCCAGCACUAUGGAGCCACAAGAACAGUGACCGAGCAAUACGAGAGGGUGGACCAGUGCAGGACCUCAGUGCUCACCUCCCCCACCACGGUCACCGAGCCCACAGAGCCACCCAGGGGCCCAGGCCCCCACCUCGGGCUCCACGCCUCCCCCUUGAUGAGGCAGUUCCUGCACAGUCCAGCCGGGCUCAGCACAGGCCUGGCAGAAGCUGGGAAGGUGUGUGUGCCCUGCAGCCACUCCCAGCCAGCUGCCCAGUGA